GUUUCAUACUGCGGUGUUACGUACGCUGUAAACAGGAAGUCACAGUUUUGCAAGAAAACGUCAUUACGUACACUGUAAACAGGAACUAGCCCGCUAGAUUUUCCUACUAGGGACUAGGACGUCAUCAUGGGAAAAAGCUGUAAAGUAGUUGUGUGUGGUCAGGCUGGAGUUGGUAAAACAGCUGUACUGGAACAGCUGCUCUAUGCCAAUCAUGUUGCAGGUUCAGAGCCCAUGGAGACCCUGGAGGACAUUUACAUAGGCUCCAUAGAGACGGACCGGGGCACCCGAGAGCAGGUCCGCUUCUACGACACCCGAGGCCUCCGGGAUGGGAUGGAGUUUCCUCGACACUACUACACGUUUGCUGAUGGAUUUGUACUCGUCUACAGCAUAGACAGCAAAGAAUCCUUUAAGCGAAUGGAGGCCCUGAAGAAAGAUAUCGAUCGUCACAGAGACAAGAAGGAGGUGACCAUCAUCGUUUUGGGCAACAAGCUGGACAAGCAGGAUGAGAGGAGGAUCGAUUCGAACUACGCUCAGAACUGGGCGAAGAACGAGAAGGUGCGUCUGUGGGAGGUGUCGGUGGUGGAUCGACACUCGCUCAUCGAACCCUUCGUCCACCUGGCCAGUAAAAUGACCCAGCCACAGAGCAAGUCCACCUUCCCUCUCAGCCGCAACAAGAACAAGGGAAGUGUUUCUCUAGACAGCUAAGAAUGAGCUCUAAUUGGAUCUCUACGUCCAUCUCCAUGGUAACAGACUCCUGUGAACUAAAGCGGCUCGCUGGCAGGCUUUCUUUAGGACAGCCCGAGUUUCUACCAGACCCCUCCAAUCUGAUUUUCUAUUUUUAAGCAAUUCAAUGAAAAUGAAAGAAGAAUUCAGUUGGGAAAGGAUUAUUGGAAGUUUUCUUAUUCCUAGAUGAUCUUUCAGUUGAUUCACUCAUUCAUAUCAGUAACCUUCUCCAGCCAGACAUCCAAAAUAACACACUUUCUGUUGGCUGACCACAGCUAAACCAUUUUUAAAAUCUGCAUUUUAAAUGUUCUUAUUCAUAUUAUUGUGGUUUACAAACCAGUGACUCCAAUAUGUAUGAAUGAAUGAAUAAUAAAUAAGUAGGUGAAAUUAGGAUCAGGGUCACUCAAAAACAGAUGAAGAGAAAGAACAUUUUUACUUUGGACUUUUGGGACUUGUAGAGGAAGAAAUGUGCUGCAUGAUGGAGUAGAUGGUAGCACUGCUGCCUCACAGGGGGAAGUCCGUAUGUUUAAAUCCCAGCUGUAUUCUGUUUCUCCACAUGUUGAACACAAACUGUAAAUAACUCCUCUUGAUCCCUAGUCAUUUAGGCUGUUGCCUCAGAUGAUUUAUUGUGUUUUGCAUGUGUGCUGAAGAUUUAUGAUGAAGGAUUUAAGGCAGAUCUGAGUUCUGCUGUAGAUGCUGCUGCAGGACUGAGGACCAACCUUCUGACUGAUCCCAGAAAUCGUGUAUAACCAGUCAAAGCACACCCAGAGCCCUCUGUUACUAGUACUGGCCCUUUGCACGUGACGUCACGCCACUCAUGUGGCCGCCCCCUUCGCCAAGAUGGACGGCAAAAAGACCGUUUACACCCGUAGAAACUCCAGUGAAGGUCAUCAAAACAAGCCAGUUUGUAGCCUUUUAUGGCUUUUAUUGAGCUGAUUUGACAGUAAAAUGGUUUUAGCUUGCUGCGUGGUCGGCUGCACUAACAGACGAGGACGUAAACUCAACUUGUUUUUUAUUUUUAAUAACUUUGAUGGAGACUGAGGACGGAGAUGAACUGCAGCAUCAAUCAAGCGGACUAGCAGGCCUCAGAUUAGCAGCGAACAUGUUUUUACUGGGUAAGAUUAACGUUCAUUUAUUUCACGAGGAAGACGAGGACAGGGAUACAUGUGAUGUGUUUAUACUAGUUAUUGAUAAUCCUGAUGGAUGGAUAUUUCACCACGGAGGCUGCGCUCCGUCCACUGUAGUGUAAAGCGAGACAAUUAUUAACAAUAUCAAAGCUCCGAUGUAUGAUUACGUGUGUUAAAAUGACAUUAUUUAUUUAUAUGAGCGUCGGCGUUCAGAGAUCUUCUCAUUCCGGUGUGAGAGCAGCAGCUGGACCCGGUAACACCACCAGCAACAGAAGCUGGUAGGGAUCCGGACUUUUUAACAAUCAGCUUUGGUGUGAAGUGAAACGCUGUUUAUAACAUAAAGUUAUAAAUCCAGAGGGGUGAAUUUAGACAAAGUCAGCAACAUGUUUACAUCGGUGAACAGCUGCAGAGAGAAGUAAGCUAACGUUGGUAAGCUAGUUAGCAUACCGCUCUCUAUGUGCCCCCGCUAGAUGCGCUACUUCUUCUGAUAACUGAACUGGGCAUGAACUAGUGGAAGGAAUGCUGGAGGAGUUUUGUUCUUGUUUUGAUCGCAAAAACAGUUUCAGGCUCUACUUUUCAUCGUGUUGCUCACUGUUUACAUGCUUUUGCCGUCCACCAUGGUGGACCCACGUGAUUAGGUGACAUCGGUGCAAAGGGUCAAUAAUGGGUAGGCGGGGGGCACGCUGUGAGGUUUGCUUCCUGUUGCUACUUUUAAAAGGAUAUUUUUACAUUUCUCUCACAAUCCACCCUCUAAUUUAUCACCUUUCCACCAAUACGUUACUACAGUUAACAUUUAAUCAGCUUCAGGCUGACCUACCACAAUAACCUUAAGUGUUUCACAAACACCUAAAGUCAUUCAGUAGUGAACAAAGUGCAGAGGACAACACGCACAAUCGUAUUAUUCAUAGGACUUCCUGCUACAGCAGGGUAAUGUGUGUUUUAAAGCUAUUCUCCACUGGUGCCUCAGCGAUGGUGACAAUACUCACAUUUGACUGAACUUGUAGAAACCAGUUGAUCCAGAACUGACAACACAGAGUUUCCUUAACGUAAGUUAACUCUGAAUCUCCUCUCUGCUUUAUUUUGAUCAUUUGGAGAGGUUUUCCUGAGAGAAAGGCCCAACGAUCGUGUGAAUAUUUAUACCCAAUUACAGUCCGUUUUCAUAGAAGUCUGUAUUUUAUGAUUUUCUUGAAUACAUCCUUAAUCAUCACACUAAAUGUUUGUUACACCAGGGAAGGAAUGGAACGCUGCUUCCUGUUAUAAAUGUGGUUACACUGUUUUAUUUACAACAUAAGCAGCUUUCUCUGAAGUGGACCGUGAACUGUGUGCCUCACACCUACAAUCAGCUUCUUCAUUUCGUUUUCCUGUCACAAAGUUCACAGUUUUUGCUCACAGAAAAGGGAAGAAGGAAAACGGAAUCUUGCACAUUUGUACACUGGCUUGAGUUUUAUAUAAGGCGACACUAAAAAUGAGCACAAACUGAAUUAGAUGGUUCAGAUUUAUCUUAUUGUGAAGGGAACCGUGACUGAAGGAGUUUUGUUGAUGUUCAGUCUCUUGUGCGUGUGUGUGUGUGUGUGUGUGUGUGUGUGUGUGUGUGUGUGUGUGUGUGUGUGUGUGUGUGUGUGUGUGUGUGUGUGUGUGUGCACGCGUUCGUAUUGCUUAUUGGUCAGGCGUGUUAUGUGUAGCCUAUCGAUGGACAUUCCCACCACAUGGAGCUGUCGGUAUGGAGGAGAUGUUUCUGCAAGCUCGGGUGUUGCUUUUCAUGGCUGUUCACAACAAAGUCAUGGGCACAAAACAAGAGCAUCCAUUAGUCACUGCUGAUGAGCAGAAAAACAGGAGGAAGAGGAAAAUUCUUCAUCAAGAUUUCACAUCUGAGCAGAUUUGGGUUUUCGUUUCAUUCUAAGUGGAAUAUUUAAAAUCUUAAAGACGUACUUGUUUGUUGACUCUAUAUUUUACGCAGCUUUGUUAGUUAAUUUUAAGCUUUUGUGUACCAUGA
Messenger RNA from Nothobranchius furzeri (turquoise killifish), 3843 nucleotides. It is a transcript of the gene nkiras2, whose product is annotated as NFKB inhibitor interacting Ras-like 2. The record is from RefSeq and is a predicted model, not a curated record. Gene Ontology annotation, molecular function: GTP binding; GTPase activity; GTPase activating protein binding. Gene Ontology annotation, biological process: Ral protein signal transduction; canonical NF-kappaB signal transduction. NCBI's taxonomy places the organism in Eukaryota, Metazoa, Chordata, Actinopteri, Cyprinodontiformes, Nothobranchiidae.